Durio zibethinus is the source of this 909-nucleotide messenger RNA. RefSeq names its product expansin-A23-like. The record is from RefSeq and is a predicted model, not a curated record. Lineage: Eukaryota; Viridiplantae; Streptophyta; Magnoliopsida; Malvales; Malvaceae. Gene Ontology annotation, cellular component: extracellular region. Gene Ontology annotation, biological process: plant-type cell wall organization.
AUGGAAUUGAAUUUCUUUCCCCUUUAUAUGUCUAGGCCUUUAUUUUAUGCAUCGGUUCUUGGACUCAGCUUUUUAUCAAAAAGAUUUAAUAUAAUUAAUCUUUCCAUAUUGUUCUUUGAAAUUGCCAUGCUUAAGCUUUUCUUUUCAUUUCCCUGCAUGUUCAUGUUCUAUUUGGUUGCAGCCAUCGGCAAGGGGCAAAUACAUGACAUUGGUGGUCAAAAGAUUGAUACAACUUGGUUUGAUGCUCAUGCAACAUUCUAUGGUGAUAUAAGCGGUGGAGAAACUAUGCAAGGAGCAUGUGGAUAUGGUGAUCUAUUCAAACAAGGGUAUGGACUUGAGACGACAGCCCUUAGCACAGCUCUAUUUAACAAAGGACUUACCUGUGGUGCUUGUUUUGAAAUCAAGUGUGUCAAUGACCCUCAAUGGUGUUAUCCAAAAGCUGGCUCUAUCAAAGUGACUGCAACAAAUUUUUGCCCUCCAAAUUACUCAAAAUCUGAUGGAAACUGGUGCAAUCCCCCAUUAAAACACUUUGAUCUGUCUAUGGCCAUGUUCACAAAACUAGCACAAUACAAAGCAGGAAUUAUUCCUGUCAUGUACCGUCGUGUUUUGUGUUCCAAGAAGGGUGGGGUUCAGUUCCAGGUCAAGGGAAACCCCUACUGGACUGUGGUGUUGAUUUACAAUGUUGGAGGUGCUGGUGACGUUAAGGAUGUUAAAAUCAAGGGCUCAAGCACUGGGUGGAUACAGAUGAGGCGCAACUGGGGAGUGAAUUGGCAGACUGGAACGAAGUUAACAGGCCAAAGCUUAUCAUUACAGGUGACUACGAGUGAUGGAAAAAUGGUGGAGUUCGAUAAAGUGGCACCGGCUAAUUGGCAGUUUGAUCAAAUUUUUAACGGAAAAAAGAACUUCUAG